AUGUCUGGUACCACUGUUCACGUUUCGGGCAUCGCCCCCUCCACCUCUGAGAAGGAUGUCCGUGACUUCUUCAGCUUCUGUGGCAAGAUUACCUCUCUCUCCAUUACCCCUACUAGCUCCGAGGCCGAAGCCCCCAAGUCCGCCAGCGUCACCUUCGAGAAAGAAGCCGCUGCAAAGACUGCUCUCCUCCUCGAUCAGACCCAAUUGGGCUCCUCUUCCGUGCACGUGGAAGCUGCCCAGAACAUUGACGAUCUCGCCGGCGCCCAGGCCACCUCAUCCACCGAUAAGGAAGAGGAGCACGAGAUCGCACAGGAAGAUAAGCCCCGCUCGCGCAUCAUCGCCGAAUACCUGGCCCACGGCUACGUUGUCAGCGAUGGCGCUAUCCAGAAGGCCAUCGCUCUGGACCAGAAGCACGGAUUCUCCACCAAGUUCACCUCCGCCCUGAGCAACUUUGACAAGAAGUUCAACGCCACUGAACGCGCCAAGGGCUUGGAUGAAAGCUAUCAGAUCUCUAACAAGGCUGCCACUGGCUGGCACUCGUUGAACAACUACUUCGAGAAGGCUCUCGAGCACCCCCACGGCCAGAAGCUGCGUGGCUUCUACGUGCAGACUGAUAAGCAGGUGCGCGAUAUCCACAACGAGGCACGUCGUCUGGCCGACUUGAAGCUCGGUCGCAGCUCUGAGGGCGAGGAUGCCUCAGGUUCUGCUGCUACCUCUGCCGAGGGUGCUUCUACGGCUCCUGCCGCUGUACCUGCUUCCGAGGCUGCCGGUGCUGCGCCUCUGGCUUAA
Messenger RNA from Penicillium verhagenii, 789 nucleotides. It is a transcript of the gene vip1, whose product is annotated as putative actin cytoskeleton protein (VIP1). The transcript has 3 exons. Lineage: Eukaryota; Fungi; Ascomycota; Eurotiomycetes; Eurotiales; Aspergillaceae. The record is from RefSeq and is a predicted model, not a curated record. Gene Ontology annotation, molecular function: RNA binding. The coding region runs from base 1 to 789 and encodes 262 amino acids.